UAAACAUUUGCGAGCGCGCGCGAAAUUUCAAAAUAAAAGUGCUUAUCGCUGUGAUUUUUAUCGCGGUUCCUUAAUUAUAUUUUAAAUCCUGUAGUGACCGUAGUGCCUUAAAUCAGUUAUCUAACUUAUGCUGAAGAUAUUUGGGUUUUACGGAAUGUCCAACAAUGAUAGUAAAACCGAACAGGAAUCGAUUGAAAUCGACGAACUGGAACAGCUGUUACUGGAAGCGGAAGCAGAAGAAAAACCGGUUCUGAACAGCGUACAAUCCAUAUCACUGACUCAGUCAAGUGGUUCCGCCAGUAGUGUCAAGGCGGUGGUAAGACCUACGGUUGUUUCCUUGGAAGGGUCUACUUUUUUGAAAGAGCUGAAUGGAAGCAACAUACCGGUGACAAAUGUUCCGACAUUGAAGAAAGGAUCAAGUGCCGUCCACAGCGGCGAUACGGAUUCAUCGGACGACGAGGAAACACGAAAUUUCCUAGAAAGAAAGUAUGACGAGUAUGGUCGGGGGAUCAACGCGUUACUGAAGCAGAAGGAAGAGGAACGAGUUGAUUUGCAAAUUUCUAACUUCAUUGAUAGAACCUUGAAACAGGCGGAACGUAACGUCAGUAAAAUAAGCGGAGUCAAGUCGGUUGUGAAUAGUAAAAAAGAACCUCCUAAGGAAGAUAUCAAACCAUUUCCGGGUACCGUCAAUGUCGCGCUGCCAACUCCAGCCAAAACAGAAAUUCCAGAUGUCUUUAAAACCGGAGUCUAUACAGAUCCUGUUUUUGGGAUCAGGAUUGUUCAUCCACUCAUUUCAAGUACCGUGCUUCAGCAACGUAUGGAGGGACGUAAACCUAUUUCAAUGACUAAAAUAAAGUACCAUAUCGAGCACGGCAAUCUUAAAGAUGAUUGGGCUAUUGCCGGGGUAGUUCUAAGCAAAAGUCCUACCAAAACGACAUCCAAAGGUGGUCAAUUUGCUAUUUGGAAAUUAAGUGAUCUGCAUGGUGACAUCAAAACCAUAAGCCUAUUUCUGUUUUCGCAAGCGUACAAGGACCUUUGGAAAACGGCCGAAGGAAUGGUGAUCGCCAUCCUCAAUCCGGGAGUGUUGGAGCGCAAUGAAGAUCGAAAUGUUGAGGCAGUUCUUUCAAUUGACAAAUCUGCCAAAGUUAUGAUUCUGGGCCAAUCGCGAGAUAAGGGCAUUUGUCGGAGUCGGAAGAAGAACGGUGAAAGAUGCACGGCUGUAGUCAAUUUGGGGAAGUGUGAAUAUUGCGUUUACCACGUGAAGCAGGAAUACAACAAAGCUUCCAGUCGAGGUGGCCUAACAUCUUCGACAGCUGGCCGAGGGUUGCAGGAACUGAGGAACAAAGUUCUGGGGAAAAAUGAAGUUUUCUAUGGUGGGCAAAGUUUUUCUGCAGUCAAAGCUACCAAAAAUCCAAAACAAGUCGAAAAGGACAAGCACCGCAUGAUGACCUUGUCCGAGUACUAUCAAUCGCCUUUCCAAGGGCAGCAGCAAUCGACUCAAACACCCACAAGUGUUCCAGCCUACCGGCAACAACAAGCAAGUAAAACGGCCACAGCUCAAUCGAAAGCUUCGGCAGCUCGAUUGGAAAUAAAUGUUAAGCAACGCGAAAAGGACGUUGAACGUCUCAAACAACUUGGUCUGGCUGAGCCAUCUUCUUCAAGUGCUGCAGUAGCUGCACCUAAGUCUACUCCGAGUGGAAGUAUUGCUAAAGUGGAGGCAAGUCCCGCACCCAAACUCUCCGUUCCAAAUGGGUUCGAAAGUAAAAAGUUCAGUUUGGAAGCGAAACCUCGCCUUAGCACCGGAAACUUCGUGAUCGAUUUGGGUUCAUCUCCCAAGCAAGCUUUGCACUCUCGCAAGAAAGCUGCAGAUCUGGUCAAAUCAAAGCCAUUGGAAAAAGCGAAUCCCAACUUCAUCAAAUAUCGUGGAUCCGAAACGGGAAAGAAGCGAGCCCUUGACGAGCUAAGUCUGAAUGAAGAAGUUGACGGUAAUUGUAGCAAAAAGCGUAAAUUAGAAGACGAAGAAAAGUCUCGCAGGGAGCGCAUUCAGAAAAUUAUGGAUGCAACCUCUUCCCAUACGGAUCUCAUUAAAGCACACGAAGAAGAACAACAGGAAAAAUACUUCAACGAUCUCGAAAGGAAGGAAGCGAUGGAGGAAAAAAUGCUCAACACUUUUAAAAUGGCCUGCAAAGCGGUCAUCUGUACCCAGUGCAAGUAUAUAGCGUUUUCUGCCGCUGACCGCUGCAAGCAAGAACAGCACGAGCUCAAGGUUCGCGAUGCCGAAAAACGAUUCUUCAAAUGUGGCGACUGUGGAAAUAGGACGGUAUCACUGCACCGAAUUCCGAAGUUUAGCUGCAAAAAUUGUCAGAGCUCCCGGUGGGAACGUUGCGCCAUGCUGCGAGAAAAGCGUGGUCCAGAAAUAGGCAACUCCCUGUCCAUUCGGGGCGACGAGGAAAAGUUUCUCGGUAGCUGUGCGAAUGCUGCUAAUUUGAAUCUGUUGGUCCCAACCGAAGAUGGCAAUUGAGGUAUUUAUUUAUGAUUAUAUUUUUGACUUUUUACAAGUUUAUUACGAUUAUGUUGAAUAAAGCACCGUAUUCAAAGUGAAAA
Uranotaenia lowii is the source of this 2604-nucleotide messenger RNA. RefSeq names its product protein MCM10 homolog (gene Mcm10). The transcript is spliced from 2 exons. Bases 128 to 2521 code for a protein of 797 amino acids. Gene Ontology annotation, biological process: DNA replication initiation; DNA replication. Gene Ontology annotation, cellular component: nucleus; replication fork protection complex. Gene Ontology annotation, molecular function: single-stranded DNA binding; DNA replication origin binding. The record is from RefSeq and is a predicted model, not a curated record. NCBI's taxonomy places the organism in Eukaryota, Metazoa, Arthropoda, Insecta, Diptera, Culicidae.